AAACUUUUGACGGUCCGCGCGGAUUUCUUGGAUCUGCGCCUCGGGUGUCGCCCCUGGCGCGCGCCCGCGCGCCCGGGAGGGUGGGCGGGCGCAGAUGCUAGAGAUCCAGUCAGAGCGUCAAAAAUGUAUGUCUGUGCCGUGUUUGCUCCUCUAGCGGAGGGGGGAGUGGGAUGAUCGAUUCCUCGACGCACGUCCCAUUGUUGCCUAUAGCAGCUGUGCAGAUCGGGCGGCGGGUGCCCGCGGGGAUGCCGUGUUUGCUCCUCUAGUGGAGGGGGGAGUGGGAUGAUCAAUUCCUCGACGCACGUCACACUUUUGCCUAUAGUGAGCAGCUGUGCAGAUCGGGCGGCCGGUGCCCGCGGGGUGCUGCGACGCCCGAUGAGCUGCCGCAGCCGUGGGCGGUCCCCGGUGGCCCUGGAAGUUCUGCACACUUUGCAGGCCGUGGCCGACAGCGGGCUCCUUCCGUCGCUGAGCUUCGGGCGCCAGUACCUUGGGUUCUACUGCAUUGCGCUCGCCUCCACGCUGUGGUACAAGGGCCUCACCUUCGUGUACCCGACGGGGGCCAUCGUGGAGGAAAUGGUAUUUCUGGUCAGCUUCUACGCGCUGCAGCGCAUGAGGCUCUUCUUCGGGCUGCAGGGCUUGAAGACGCAGCGGAAGCCGAUGAUCGUGGCCUUCGUGUGGAUGGCUGUGCCCGCCGCAUGUGCCAUAGGCUACCAUAUCAAUUUCCAGGUAUACGUCUUGCGGCUGGAGGUCAUCGCGUGCGCGAUAUCAUUGUUUUUGCUCGCGGUUGAGACCACAUUCGGGUGCAUGCUCGGGGUGUUCAGUGCAGAUUCUCUGUUAGAGCAGUGUGUCCUAGGGCUCGGCUUCGCCAUGAGCCUGAGUGCAAUCAUUGUGAUGGUGGCUCUUCACACUCCCCGCGAGUCAGAUCACCGUCUUGUUUGACCACUGGGUGGGUUACUCUUCUUCUGCAAGCGGACGGGCUCUUGGCUGUGGUGGUUGACUGCUUAUCCUUGAGCGAGGCAGAUGGUGACUGUGUGCAGCUUCUGCGUGGUAGGAGAUGUUGCACGCUUCGCGUCGGAAGGGCCAACAGCGCUACGUAGACUUUCCAGAGCCAACGUACGGACUUGCGGUCGACGCUGAAGUCGGACGAAAUUCGGGCGAGCGUGCGGGGCUGUACGUAGUGCAGCUGUGUUGAGACGAGGGAUGUUCUUCAUUAUCACUGCCUGAGUGUUGCCAUGGCGUGUUCCCACUGGCUUUCUUGCAUGAGCACGGGCUUCGUUAUCCUUUCCUGAAGCGGGAUAGGUAGUUGAUCUCACAACUCAGACAGCUCGCGCCGGGCCAUGGUCUUGCAGGUUGUUCACACCAAGCGAGGACGAGACACCAAAUGAGUUGCACAUCGAGUCCGUGGUCUAUAGUCGCAGGACGACUGAGUGUUUGCCGACUGAUCUGGGCUUGUUACCCAUUUGUUGCCCACAUCUUGGGCGAGAACCUGGCAGCGCCAUCAACUGAAUGGCGUCACCCAGGGCUUCUCGAGGCACUCUCCAUGACCGUGUGGCUGCUGCGCGCGAAGAAAAAAUGCGCCGCGAGAUCCGCAUUGUGUUUCAAUGAUGCCAUCGCACAUCAGUUGGGCAGAUGUUCGUGUGCUUCCUCUUGCGCGAAAAAGUGCCCUGUAUCCGGAGAGGGCUUAAUGUUCCCACAAAUCUCGUCGG
Molecule: messenger RNA, 1706 nt
Organism: Prorocentrum cordatum
Lineage: Eukaryota; Dinophyceae; Prorocentrales; Prorocentraceae
Source: the annotation of a GenBank genome assembly